Molecule: messenger RNA, 521 nt
Organism: Andrographis paniculata
Lineage: Eukaryota; Viridiplantae; Streptophyta; Magnoliopsida; Lamiales; Acanthaceae
Product: ATP synthase subunit epsilon, mitochondrial
Exons: 2
Coding region: 87-299 (70 amino acids)
Biological process (GO): proton motive force-driven mitochondrial ATP synthesis
Cellular component (GO): mitochondrial inner membrane
Molecular function (GO): proton-transporting ATP synthase activity, rotational mechanism
Source: RefSeq, a predicted model, not a curated record
AUCAAAUCACACAAAGUUUGUCGUGCCUGUAAAGCUCCUCCUCCUCCGCACCACGGUGAAACCUAGAACCCUAUAAUCGUAUAGCAAUGGCGUCGAACGCUGCUGCGGCUCCGUUCUGGAGAGCUGCCGGGAUGACCUACAUAACCUAUUCCAAUCUCUGCGCCAAUAUGGUCAGGCAGUGUCUCAAGGAGCCCUACAGAUCCGAAGCCUUGACCCGCGAGAAGGUCCAUUUCUCCGUUUCCAAGUUUGUCAAUGGCACGCCUGAGAAACCAACCAUCCGGUCCGAUGCAUCUGAAUGAGGCUGGACAUAAUGUGCAGGUGUUCUUUGAAGUCAUCUAGUUGAACUGCAGCCUGUUUUUCUUUCUGAUCUGUUUCCAUGUUGUUUGAAACUGUCUGUGAGCUGUGAUUCCCCGGCAAAAAUGACAGUAUUUGUUGCCUGAGAUGGGAUCCAAUUUGAUAAUAAGAAUAAUGAGAGUGGAUUGACUUGGAUUUUAUGAUAAUACCAUUGACACUUGCCAAUA